Molecule: messenger RNA, 513 nt
Organism: Loa loa (African eye worm)
Lineage: Eukaryota; Metazoa; Nematoda; Chromadorea; Rhabditida; Onchocercidae
Exons: 3
Coding region: 1-498 (165 amino acids)
Source: RefSeq, a predicted model, not a curated record
AUGAGUGCAGUAGCAUCAUCGUCUACAGCAGUGGUUAGCAGCAGUUCGAAUAGUUCCGUCAUUUGCAAUAAACCAUCGAAAAGACGAAAUGGAACAUUUCGUGUUUUGGCGGAAGACUGCUCACAAUUUGCACUGGGUGAUGAAUUUGAUAGCGAUUUCCAUCAGGUACUGACGGAUUGCGAACGGUAUACGUUGGAACUGGAUCCGGUGCUAGAUGAACCGUUAAUUAAUCGCUCUAAUACUGGUGACUGUUUGCACGAGAAACUAAAUAAGAAUGCAUUAAGGGGAUCAUAUGCGAUACAUCAUGAAAGGGAAAUUUCUAGGCUAACAGAUGAAGUAGAAAUCGAUGGUGAUUCAGCAUCGGAUGAGUUGGAUUUAUUGCCACCUUUACCGCCUUGUUCAACCUCAGGGCGAAAGUUUCCAAAAUGGAAAAUAAAAUUGCCAAAUUGGUUACUUUGUCGUAAUCCUCGGGUUCCAAUGAAAUGCAUUAUUAUGUAAUUUAUUCGAGUUUUA